Molecule: messenger RNA, 2319 nt
Organism: Striga hermonthica
Lineage: Eukaryota; Viridiplantae; Streptophyta; Magnoliopsida; Lamiales; Orobanchaceae
Source: the annotation of a GenBank genome assembly
AUGGGGACCAUAGAGAAUGGGAUUCAAGAGGUUGGUACCAACACAGUAGAAAAUAUGGCUGAAGAGCCACAGUGCAAUCCUCUAACACUAGACAACGAUAAAAUGGAUUGUGGAGUUUCAGAAAGAGAGGUUAUUGGAGCUCAAAACAUUGAAAAGAAACUCGUUUCAAUUGAAGGAAGUUCGGAAAUAAUUAAGGAAAAGGGACUUUGCCGUGGAGAGACUUCUAAGGAUUUAGGUGCAGAAAGAUCGGGAUUGGUGAAUGUGAAGAUAAUGCAAGCGUUUGAAAAUCUAGAUGUGCCAUCAGUGAACAAACUGAAAAAUCUUGGAAACAUAGGCACAGAUUCGGUCAUAGCUGAUGGUGGACAAUUAGAAGCCCCACAGAUUAAUGCUACUAAUGAUUCUAGUCACUCAAACAAUGUAGCUAGAAGGUCCUCUGAACAAUCACAAAAAAGAAGAGCUAAUUCGAAAGGUCCAGUAACUAGCUCAUGGUCUUUGCGUCCAAAAUCUCAAGAGAAGCCAAAGGAGCCAGAGCCUAUUAACACCUUGAAUGAAGCUACCAUUAGUGGAGAAAAGAAGAGGAGGAGAAGGAAAAAGCAGCAGCAGCAGAAGAAGAAUACUGUCAACGAGUUUUCGAAAACCAAGUCCCACCUGAAAUAUCUGUUACACCGGAUAAGCUAUGAACAGAGCUUAAUUGAUGCAUAUUCUGCUGAAGGUUGGAAAGGACAGAGCUUGGAGAAAUUAAAGCCAGAGAAGGAGCUCCAGAGGGCAAAAUCUCAGAUAUUACGCUACAAGAUGAAGAUAAGAGAGUUGUUUCAGCGCCUUGAUCAGUCACUUACUGCGGGAAAGAUUCCAGAAUCUCUUUUUGACUCUGAAGGAGAGAUUGACUGUGAAGAUAUCUUCUGUGCCAAGUGUGGCUCUAAGGAUCUGACGCUUGAUAAUGAUAUCAUCCUAUGCGACGGUGCCUGCGAACGUGGAUUUCACCAGUUUUGUGUGGAACCACCACUGUUAAAAGAAGACAUUCCUCCUGGUGAUGAAGGCUGGCUUUGCCCCGGCUGUGAUUGUAAAGUUGAUUGCAUUGACAUGCUCAAGGAUUUUCAUGGAUCAAAGAUUAAAUUUACUGAUAGUUGGGAGAAAGUCUUUCCUGAGGCUGCUGCAGAUGCAUCUGGAAUGAAAUUAGAUGAUGGUUCUGGGUCUAUAUCAGAUGAUUCUGAGGAUGAUGAUUAUGACCCUGAUAAGCAAAAUACAGCAGAGGAGGUUGAUGGAGAUGAAUUAAGUCCUGAUGAGUCCAAUUACUUUUCUGCACCGGAUGAUUCGGCUCCUUCUCUUAAUAACGAAAAAUAUUUGGGGCUUCCUUCUGAUGAUUCAGAAGAUGAUGAUUUUGACCCAUCCGCUCCAAACCAAGAUGAAGACGAGCAGGUGAAGCAGAAUAGUUCUAGCUCUGAUUUUACAUCUGAUUCUGAGGACCUCGGUGCCUUACUUGAGGAAGGGGGGCAUGGUGAAGAUCUUGGCCAAGUUUCAUCCCCGCCAGUCAUCGGACAAACCACCACGGAUUGUAAAGAGGAAAAUUCUGGAGUGGGCAGGAAGAAGAGGCAAACACUAAAAGAUGAGCUUCUAUACCUCACAGAGACCAGUGUUGAACCAAUAUCUAGCAAACGGCGUAUUGAGCGGUUGGACUACAAAAAGCUGAAUGAUGAAACAUUUGGAAAUUCUUCUUCUGACUCGAGCGAUGAGGAUUUUGAUGAUGCUACCAGUGGUGAUGAUACAACCAGUCCUAAGAGGAGGAGAACUUCUUGUGCAACAACUCGAGUGAAGUGUAAAACUCCAGAUGUUGAGAAUUCUAUUAACAGUAAUGGUGAAAACCAGAAAGAAAGAAAACAAUUACCGACACGAUCUAGGAGAAAGGUUGCUGAUGGGGGCCCAAAUGGGUCAUCUACCAGAGUUGGUUCUACUAGUUCGGGUUCUAAAAGACCAGCUCCUAAAAGGCUUGGGGAAGCUACCACUCAGAGGCUAUAUGCGUCCUUCAACGAGAAUCAAUAUCCUGAUAAGUCCGUAAGAGAAAAUUUGGCACAAGAGCUGGGGAUCACUGUUUUGCAGGUCAGUAAAUGGUUUUCCAAUGCCCGUUGGAGCUUUAAUCAUAAACCAAAAACGGAACCAAAUUCGACCAAGAAGCCACCUGAGCCUUCAGAGGCAACAGAAGAAAAUUCAGCAAGUAAAACAAAUGAAGAAAUCUCUGGCAAACAGGAAACAGAAAACAGUAAUGGUUAUGCAGGUAAAGUUUUCACUUCACCUGCUGAUACAAUUUCCUCAAAUCCUGUAUAA